AGCAGUGUGUCCUGGAGGUUUUGUUUUUUGCUGAGGCGAGGAUCCUCUUUGUCAGAAACAGAGGACAGUGUUUCAUCAGUAAUGAGGCUAUCAAGACCAUCACUGGCAUCGAACUGUACAUCUCCAACAACAAAAAGUCCUGUGGCUGUCAAAAGGGACUUCUCUGCAUCUUUCCGUGCAAACUCUCGGUCAAGACUGCAAAGAGACAAGAAGAUUGCAAAGUCACUUGCUGUAAUUGUGUGUGUCUUUGCCAUUUGCUGGGCCCCAUAUACUUUACUAAUGAUUAUUCGUGGAGCCUGCCAAGGAAAAUGUGUCCAUCCAAUUCUGUAUGAAAUUACCUUUUGGCUUUUGUGGAUCAAUUCCUCUCUGAACCCAUUUCUUUACCCACUUUGUCAUAUGAGAUUUCAAAUGGCUUUUAUGAAAAUACUAUGUCCCCAGAAGUUGGCAGCAUUGAGAUCAAAUGAUACACCUUCUGUUUAGAGCAUUAAAGUAAAAGAGUCAGAAAUAACAUUUGUCUCUUACUGCCUUUUUUCACAUUUCUUCAAUAGAAGUAAACGUUUGUUUGGUAAUGGCAUUAGUUAAGA
This is a messenger RNA of Lagopus leucura (white-tailed ptarmigan), 584 nucleotides long. RefSeq names its product histamine H3 receptor-like. Gene Ontology annotation, molecular function: G protein-coupled receptor activity. Gene Ontology annotation, cellular component: membrane. The record is from RefSeq and is a predicted model, not a curated record. The annotation marks the transcript as partial. The transcript has a single exon. Gene Ontology annotation, biological process: adenylate cyclase-activating adrenergic receptor signaling pathway. NCBI's taxonomy places the organism in Eukaryota, Metazoa, Chordata, Aves, Galliformes, Phasianidae.